CAUAACCUAAAAGUUUACGGGUCAAAAAGAAAGUGCGAAAAAAGUGUUUAUUAAUUUUUCACAUUAGUUUUAAGGAGUGAUUGGGCGUGAAUAUGGAGAAAAAAGGUGUAAAGACAUCUCGAUUUGCGUCAGUUACGCGUAAUGAUCGUGUAGCGCAGAUGACAAAACAAGAGGAAAUCAUUGCAAAGAAGAAAAAAGAAUUGGUCGAGAAGCAACGUACUGCGGAAUUGGCUAAAGCUAUUGCGGCUGCCACAAAUGUAGGCAACGACACCCCAGCGAGCACAUCUGCCACUCCCCGGAAUUCAUUCAAUAAUGAUGGUUCAUUCCUCGAAAACUUCAAAAAGAUCACGCAAGCUGUGAAAGUCACGAAUACCGUGGAAGCUAAUGCUCCACCAAAUGCCCGGAAUAUGUUCCAGGAUGAAUGUGUGAAUUCCAAUACUUCCGAAGAUUCUGCAGCAUAUGAAAAAGAAGAGCUGCAAGAGAAGAAACAUAGCAGUGAAUCUCCAUAUAGAAGUGAAUAUGCAAUGAUGCAAAGUCAGGCUGUGGCCCAAGAACGCCGGGAAGUUGCUAAUAAUCCAGCACAAAGCUCUAAUAUUGCUCCCAAAGCUCUUUCCAUGCAAAUUCCACCUCCACCUCCUCCUGCUUUGCCACCACAAGCUGCUGUGGUCAGCAAAUCCUCACCACCAUUGCCCUUUAAUCCCAACAUUCCUCCCCCACUCGUCUGUCAGGGACUACAUACAACUCCUCCUCCACUAAAUCCGGUCGUUCCGCCAAUCUUUCCACCACCACUCCUUCAUACAAUUCCUCCACCAGCCCCAAUGGCCCUCAAUGAGAUUCCACCCCCAAAAGCGCUGGAUCUGAAUGCCAUCCCAAAGCCAGAGCUCAAUUUGGAUGCCAUAAAAGUGCCUGAAUUUACCGCAACUACUUCAAUUCCACCUCCAACAUCAUUCUACAAAGUUUUUUCAGACAAUGAAAUUAUUCCGACAACCAUAGACACGUUAGUCGUAAUGGUAGCCGAAAAUGGCGAUGCCUAUGAAGAUAAAAUACGUUCACGAAAAAAUGAUGUUCAUUCAUCACUGUGGUUUCUCUUCGACACACAGUCGGAAGCAUACCGCAUUUAUAGGCGGAAGGUGGUUGAUUUGCGGUCGAGGCGAAUGAGGGAGAAAUUUGGAGAGUCAGAUAAAUACGAUCCCGAGGAAGUGUGCAACGCUGAGUACGAGGAAGACGAAGAGGCUCUCAAUGAGCGUGAACGGGAGGAACAGGCUGCGGAAUAUCUCGAAUAUCAUAGGCGUUUCUCUGAAAUGUACAAACAUCAGGAUGAUGAUGAGGAUGGCCAUGAUUCGGAUACAGAAUACCGACGAGAGGUGAAGGAGAGAAAUUUUAACAAUAUGAAACGCCGUAGUGCCGUGAAUUAUGAUGAUACAGAUUCAACAGAGUCCGAUAAGAGUAGUCAAGAUGUGGAGCAUAGUGAUGGAAAGGAUUUUCAGUUGGGUGAUAAAGGAAAUGAUGGCAAGAUGGAAUACGCUGGGGCGUCGUCAUCAAAGAAGCGUAAGAGGAGUCGCUGGGGGGAAAAAGUUGAGGAAACAAAGGUUCCAACACCAUCGGAAAAUCAAAAUAAACCCCAAUUGUCCACUGUGACAAGGACUAAUCCGGCUCUCUUGCAAUAUGCUCUACAAAAUUACGGGACAACAAAUCUCAGUGAGGAAGAUUGGAAGAAAGCCGAAGAUCACUACAAGGUGAAUUUGCUGUAUCAGGAUAUGCUGAAGAAGCGCCAAGAGAUUGAUCGUUUGGCCAAGAGGGGUCAAUUUAAGUAUGAAUAUGAUUCAGAUGAAGACAUCACGGGUGGAACGUGGGAACAUAAAUUGAGAAUGGCUGAAAUGGAUGCCACCAAAGCCUGGGCAGAGGCACUGACAAAACAAUCCGAAGGACGGCAUCACAUUGGGGACUUCCUUCCACCAGAGGAACUUCGGAAAUUCAUGGAGACGUACAAUGCAAAGAAGAAUAACCGAGAACCCGACAUGAGUGACUACAAAGAGUACAAAUUGAAGGAGGAUAAUAUUGGUUUCCAAAUGCUUCAAAAAUUGGGUUGGAAGGAAGGUACGGGUCUCGGAGCUGAGGGUCGUACCGGAAUUGUUGAUCCAAUUAAUAAAGCUUCCCAGAGAGAAAUGAAUCAAGGAUUAGGCGCCAAUACCAGUGCAACACCCCCUGAGGAAGAAAAUGAAUAUGAAGCAUACCGACGACGUAUGAUGUUAGCUUAUCGAUUUAGGCCAAAUCCAUUGAACAACCCAAGAAGAGCUUACUAUUGAUUUUGCAAAAAGCUCUUGUGCCUCACAAUGAAGAAAAAGCUUCACUUAAUGCACUCUCAAGAAGGUUGAGCAGUAAUAUCAAAUAUUUUCCACACUUAUGCUGACAUUUUUUAUGGGAAAAACAACUUUUACAGAUCAACUGGAAUUGAAAAGAAAAAAAAAGAAAAUGAAAUUUGCUACAUUAUGCACGCGCUGCAUCGGUUUCCUGGAAUAGAAUAUUCUUAUUCUCUGAAUUACAAAAUAUUUGCAUCUAAAUGAUAAAUAAACGUGAAAAGAUUAUUAUGAAAAAAA
Molecule: messenger RNA, 2597 nt
Organism: Lutzomyia longipalpis
Lineage: Eukaryota; Metazoa; Arthropoda; Insecta; Diptera; Psychodidae
Product: SURP and G-patch domain-containing protein 1
Exons: 8
Coding region: 93-2306 (737 amino acids)
Biological process (GO): RNA processing
Cellular component (GO): nucleoplasm
Molecular function (GO): RNA binding
Source: RefSeq, a predicted model, not a curated record